CUUAUUUGGCAAAUAUACCCUUUGUAGUAACAAAGCCAAUAUGGAUUACAAAUGGGGGGGGCACACAUUUUGGCAGCCGAUGCCACACAGCCUGAUAAAAUCUGUAUCCCUCCAUAACUUUUGCUGUGAAUAAGACAUCUUCUCCAAAGUUACUGUACUUAUUGGUUAGAUUGACAUUGAUUUUGCAAAUGAACUCAUUCGUGAUAGCGUCGCUACAAAGUGUAAACCGAGUGUAAAUUCACUGGAGAGCGACAUGUUUCCAUGAUCGCAUCUGGUUUUACAGUAUUAUAGUAUCAAAGUCUUUUUCUAGACAAAGUAUUCCCAGCAGGUUAUUUAAGUGUACAGUAUAAGGUAAACUGUCUUCCACACGGCACAUUACAAUGUCACGAAACUAAUAUUAAAUUCAUCGAGUCUGCUGUUUUCCAGCUUUUACUUUAUCUGCAGAUCAGUGACAAGUAGCGUACAGAACGGAGCUGGGCAAGUGGCUCCUCCUACUUUGCGCGCUCCCGUGAAUGGGGAAACAAUUUUUGAUGGGAGUAACUACUGUGGCACAACACCAGGAAGCACUGAAUGAGUUUCACGAAUGCUCUGAAAGUUUCGUUUCACUCAGAACAUUUGAAGAAUGUGGCUGUUCUUGUUUAUUUUGGCAUUCGUUGAUUCAUUUUCAAUGACUGCCAUUUGGAAGAGAAAAGCUCCAAGACUCAAGAUCAAACCCAUGGAGCAUGAAGUCAUUCUGGGAAUUGUAAAUGAGCAUCAUCACUGGACAUUAGUGGUCAUUUACCCACAAGAAAAGAAGUCACUGUAUCUUGAUCCACUCGGAGAAACUAAACAAGGUAUCCAAAAUUGUUUGGAAUCAACAAGGGCAUUCAUGCGAAAAAAAGGAUGCAACGUCUCAAGAUGGACUUGUGACACAGUCAAACACCCAAAACAAGUGGACGCUGCCUCAUGUGGAGUCUUUGCAUUGAAACUUGCUGAAAAGAUCUUGCGAAAAGAGUCAAUAAACUUUCCGUCUACAAAAAAGGCCAUAAACACACACAGGCUGCAAAUUGCCACCACUCUUCUCCUAGAGACAGAUGACUUGACAAACAUCUGUCAUUUCUGCGGGGAAGAAGAGCAUGAAACUGAAAACAAAUGGAUUCAGUGUGAGAUGUGUUUGCGGUGGUUCCACCAGCUCUGCGUGAAAAGCCCACCACCAGAAGAUGUGUUUAUUUGUUUCGCUUGUACAUAGUUGACACUACAGGUCCACAGCUAGUGUUCUUACGGCACACAUUGUCGAGAACACAUAUCUACAUAUAUAGAUGUAGAUGUUAAAUUAAGAAGUCUAAAAAAAACCAAAUGGUCUCCAAAGUUACUGUAGUUUUUAGUUAUACUUUUAUUUAUUUUGCAAAUAAACUCUUUCGUGAUAGCAA
Maylandia zebra (zebra mbuna) is the source of this 1409-nucleotide messenger RNA. The record is from RefSeq and is a predicted model, not a curated record. NCBI's taxonomy places the organism in Eukaryota, Metazoa, Chordata, Actinopteri, Cichliformes, Cichlidae.